AUGUAUCAGCUUUUUGGUAAAAAGCCGAACUACAAGUACAUUCAGAAGAUGAUUUUUGUUUUGGAGAAUGUACGAAGACGAAGCAGUGGCCCACGACAUAGUGGUGGGGAACCUGGGGAGGAGCAGGGCAAGAGAGAAGCGUCAGAUGAACCAAGAAGUUUGAUGGAUAUUGAUUUUACCCAGAAGGUUGAUAGUCCAGGUAAUAUUCAGUUUAUUAUAAUCCUGGGGAUACAUAGUUUUUCAGGAUGUUGCGUCUUGCAGGUAUUUGUACACGCUUCCUUUGAGAAGUGUACCUCUGUUGCACUUUGCAGUAUUCAAGUGCAUGCUCCUAUCUAUCCCUAUCUAGCUGUAUUUGUUCUUAUCUAUCUGUAUCUGUCACUAUCAAAGCUCCCCCUCAAAAUUCUGCAUUUCUUUUUGAGAUCUCCCUGCAUUCAGUAACCUCAGCUCCUAACUUUGAUGGGAAUAUGUCCCUAUCAGAAGUACAGUAUGUCCCCCUCUUUAGAAACCUAGCUACCCUAGCCCCCACUUUGGAGAUAAACUUAUAAGUAAGUAGUUUACUUAUAAUUCAAUGAUAGGUCCCCAUUCAGAAACCUCCCACUUUUUCAGGGCUGUGCUAAUUCAUUGCAGGGUGUAAAUUUGCUUUACAAUUUAUUUAUUAGCCCAAGAAAUAGAAGAAGUCACUCCAAAUAUUUGUCCUCAGUUUCUGAUGCAGCAGUGUCGCCGUAAAAAGUGUUCACAAAGUCGUGUUCAUUUUACUUUGCCCUAUUGCUGGCAGUUGAAGCUAUCAAGCAGUUCAUGGUGCAGUUUUGAUAACACAGAUUGUGAGAAUAUUGAGAAAUAUUUUUGUGAUGUCAACUGCACUGCUGCAGAAUUGAAUAUUUCAACAAAACUACCUGGAGAUGUACUGUCAAGGUAUGCACAGGAAUAUAUGCUUUAUUAAUAUAGGCCUGAUUUAUACUUACUGUACAGGCAGAUGCCUAAAGGCUAGUUUCCACUCAGGAAAAUUAUCCGUGGAUUGGAGCGGACAAGAAAAUUUUUCUUUGUGUCAAAGUUAUUAGUUCCAACCCAGAGCUCACAAGAAAAAGAAAUACUUUCUUGUCCGUUCCAAUCCAUGGAUAAUUUUCCCGAGUGGAAACUGGCCUUUAGAGAGAUUACACUUCCACUAGAGUUACUGCUACUAUGAGCCAAUCAGAAUUGUAAUUAUAUUUUUUUCAACAGUGUUCGUUUAGACUUCCAGUCAAUGUCGGGCCAUCCUUCUGCUGGUGAAGAUUUUAAAAUCCGUCGUUUGGAGUGUCGACAAAAGACGACCCAGUAUGGAAGUGAAGCUUGGUGUGAAACACCAUGGAUGUGGUACAAACUGGAAUUACCAAAAUGGAUUAAAUUUGAAACUAGUAAGGUAAGUCAUGCUUGUCCACGCUGUCAGCAGGGUCUGAAAUUUGCAGUAUCCCGAUAUCCACAGGAUACCAAAAAUUUGGUUUUGGAUACCAAACUAUGAAUGAUACUAUCCUGACUGGAUACUAAAAAAAUUCCUUUGAUGGGCUCCUGAAAGUUUUUGAAUAUUAUCAGUUUACCACCAGUCUUUCCUCAAUGAGGACUAGCAUAUAGAAGUUUGUUGAAGGAUUAUGUGGAUUAAUUGUUUAUUUGUUGUUGACUGUGGAGUCUCCUCAGUUGUUAUUGUAAUUUGUAACAGUGAGUGUUAUGGAAACGUAUUUGGAUGGGACAGGAUAUAAUACUUAUGGUACUGGUAACCAGUGUCCAGAAGUGGGAUACUGGAUUCUCAGGAGGUAUACUAAACUUUGAAUCCUGGUAUCCCCUUUGGAUACUGAGAACAAAUAUAAAUUUCAGACCCUGGUCAGUAACACAGGAUGGACAAUUCAAUAUUAAUAAUAUGAUUGUCAUUUUUAGGCAAGUGUGUUUGAGGAAUUGUUCUUGGAAGGCAACUUUCCGGUUGAUUUGUGGUCAAGUCAUCGACGUAGGCCCUCUGCUUUCUUGACAGAGAGUGAAGUUAAUGAGAAAAAGAGGUAAAGAAAAUGAAAAGAGUGCCGAUCCAGUGAUCGGAAAGUUCCAAUGGAUAAUUCCAGCUAUCAACUAAUUUUUUUAUCUAGACAAAAAAGACGAAAUAUAUCAUUAUAGCUCAAAAGAGCAUCCUAAAAUUAGUAAAAUGCAAAGUUUGUUUGCGAAAUGUUGUAAAAUACGAAAAAUAUAACUCUGUAAAAUGAGCAAAUUUUGAGUAUUUUAAUAUUACGCACGGAAAAUUAUGCACCCCUUUCGGCUCAAUUGGAUUGUUGUGAACAUCCAAUAAGGCCGUCCAGUCACGCAUUGCCAUGUAUUCCAUUCAUCUUUAUUCCAUUCAUGUUUAUUUCAUUCAUGUUUAUUUCAUUCAUGUCUAUUUCAUUCAUGUUUAUUUCAUUUAUGUUUAUUUCAUUCAUGUUUAUUCCAUUCAUGUUUAUUUCAUUGAUGUUUAUUUCAUUCAUCUUUAUUUCAUUCAUGUUUAUUUCAUUCAUGUUUAUUUCAUUUAUGUUUAUUUCAUUUAUGUUUAUUUCAUUCAUCUUUAUUCCAUUCAUGUUUAUUUCAUUCAUGUUUAUUUCAUUGUUACAAGCGGACAAGAACAGCAGACGCCAGAAGUAAAGACUGAAUCCACACCAAGCUCACCAGUAUCAACUCAACCUCCUCCACUCACUUCAGAGCCAGUUAGAGAGACUGCUCCUCUCCAGCCUUCUAACUGUCAUCGCACGAGAGUUGAACCUGGUUCCCUAGAAUACAAGGAGAUCGAAAAACUUCUGGGUAGUUCUACUAACCAAGAUGCUCUGGUUGUAAACCAGAUGGAAAAGAUAGUUAGUGAUGCUCUUUGGGAUAAGUAUAAGAGGUAGGGAAUUUGACAAACGGCUGAUGUUUACGACAGGCUGUCCAAAAUUACUUGCGGGAGAAAUUCAACCAAAUUGGGUUACCGCAAAAUCGGCUUCGCGAUAACUUGGGUUUACAAAAACAAAAACUGUCACACGAACUUAGAAUUUAUUAUUUUAUGUGACCUUAAAAACUCAUUAAUAAUUCAUGAAGAAAAUUCAAAAGAAAUGUUUAAUCAAUGUUUGCAAAUCGGAUAAAGAUUUGUCAUGAUUUACGUAAACUUCAGUUUUGAUUUUCUCAGCUUAGACAAUGUUUAGUUUUAAAAUUACUUCGCCAAUGAACUCACAAGAUGGGUCGUAUAUCAGAUAAAGAUAGGCUGCUAACUUUUUAACUAGUACAAAUGAAUUGUAAAGUAACCCAAUUAGAUCGCAGAACGCGUUUAAAUAUUAUUAACUGUUAACACAGUUGUUAAUUAUAGAAUCAAGAGAUUACGGACUUACAUUAAGUACUUUAGGGUAAUUAGGGAAACCAAAUCAGAUUACCGUAAAAUAAAGUUUGCGCUAACGCGGCGCAAUUUUGGACAGCCUACGACUGAUGUUGCAAAGCAAAAAUCCAGGAUGUGGACCUUUCUAAAAAUGGACGUGCAGAAAAUAAUGUUAAUUUAUUACAUUCUAUGUAUAGUAGUCUUGUUUUUUAUGUCAAGUGAAUAGAAUUGAAAGAUGUAGUUUAAUUUACUUGCUGCUGGAACUGCCAACAUUUUUGAAGUUGAGCACCAUCUACUGCUCUGGAACGCUGAGAGUGAAGCUGCCCCUGUACCGUUAUACGCUUCUCACACUUCUUCUUUUAUUCAACAGCAAAAAGAAAUCCAUGACAGAUGAGCUUCGAAUAGGAGAAAAUCUGAACGAUCGUAGGCUGUUUAUACCAUGUCUAUCUGAAGAUAUUGAGAGAAUUAUGAGAGGAAAUAUCCAUGAUAGCAGUAUUAGCAGAAUCUUACAUAAACCAUUCGGUCCAGGAUAUUACUUCACAUCGAAUGCAUCGUUAUGUAUACAGUGGUGCAGAGACCAUCUGGCAGGCUCUCAAGUCUCUCUCAUCGUAUGUCAAGUCUUGCUUGGAAUCUCUACCCAAGGUACACGUGGUUUAAAAGAAUUCCCUCGUCGUCAUGAUGGCAAGUUCUAUGACUCCUUGGUAGACAGCAAAGACGAUCCUUCUGUCUUUGUGAUUGAAAAUGUUGACCAGUGUUAUCCAGCAUUCGUUCUCGAUAUUUUGUACGCCGCUACUCCGGUGAACGAGACACAAGCAAUGCUACAAGGUUUGAUUUAUUUAUUUAUUUGUAAUGCCAUAGAUGGUUAUAGCGCUUUUUAUAUGGUGCCAAAUGCGUGAUGGUCAACUUCAACUGUAUUGACAUGACCAAAGCCGGGCCAAUACACGCUUCCUGAAAGUAUGUCACCUUGCCUAUAUAGAGCCUCGAUUCCGUGAUUGAGACGUGAACUUUAACAAAUGUCACACGCACGAAAACGAGGCUCUAUAGCCAAGGUGACGUAAUUUCCGAAAGGGUGUAUUAAAAUGAAAACAUAUAGAGAACAAUUUAGUUACUUUGAUGAUUAUAUAGUAGAAGCGUAGUGGAAUCUAUAUUAAAGGACGGGCAAGGAUUAAUUUGCAUACGGCUAGUUGUACUCAGAAAGUCAUGUCAAAAUGUGCUUUAAAGUUCUCCUGAGCCAAAACUUUCUGUAUCAAUAUGUGUUUUGAACAUUUCUGAGUCGGUCUAUCACGAAAAAAUUUUUUCGAUCAGCCCGACAUUUUCUAAGUCAAAUUUUGGUCGAAAUUUACUAUGGCAAGCUCAGCUUUACUUGACUCAAGAAUCCGGGCAACGGGCAAGCGUAGUGGAAUCUAUAUUAGGGAGCUUAAGAUCUACAACGCGAAUUUGUGACGCGGACGUGCUUACCGAAGCCUAGUUUUCGCGUGUACGCCUAGUCAGAGUUGUCAGAGUUUAUUUCUUUGAGAUUUGUGACACUGUGAUGACACGUUAACAGCCAUAUGAAAUGAUAGAAACCAGGCUUUAUAGACUAUUGUUACGAAUGCACAUUUUCCCGCCAAAACUACCAUCCGAGACGACAUGAUAUUUGCAAAGAUUCGUCGUCAUAGAAGUCGUAAAAACUUAUGAUAAAAAAUAUCUUCUUAAUAUAUUGCUAGCCUUUGUUAUGUUGUACAUUUUUUCCAGUAUAAUUUCAUUUUAUUUACUGUGAUACAAAUAUUUUAAUGGAAUUUGCCAUCGUUUUAAAAUAAAACUUGUUUAAUGCGACGUCCGCGUCGUAAGUUCGCGUUGUAGAUCUUAAGCUCGCUAUUAAAGGACGGGCAAGGUCCCGCAAGGAUUAAUUUGCAUACGGCUCGGUACUCAGAAAGUCAUGUCAAAAUGUGCUUUAAAAUUCUCCUGAGCCAAAACUUUCUGUCUCAAUAUGUGUUUUGAACAUUUCUGAGUCGGUCUAUGACGAAAAAAUUUUUUCGAUCAGCCCGAAAUUUUCUAAGUCAAAUUUUAGUCGAAAUUUGCUAAGGCAAGCUCAGCUUUACUUUACUUUUCAAGAAUCCGGGCAACGGGCAAGCGUAGUAGAAUCUAUAAUAAAAUCUGGGUAAGCCUAAUAUUUUCUAAGUCAAAAUUUGGGCGAAAUUUUGUAGCAUCGUAACUUUGUUGAGUUAACUAUUGACAUGCUAUUGGGACUCCCGAAUUGUUCAGCACGUUGAUCCAUCGGUUUAGAACUCUAGCUUUUGCAUUGUUUAAAACCCUUAAUGUUGGUUCGACUAUAGGCAUUUUUUAAAUAUGUUAAAAUGAUCUAAAUGACGAACGAAACGCUGGGUCAAUAAAUGGUUCUCGAAGAGGAGGUGUUUUAUAUUGGCAGCGUUCGCUUCUUUAUUCAUGCAAAUUACGCCGUGUAGUUUAAUGUAAUGAGCGUAGUGGUUUUUAAUAUUUGUUCAGUUAAAAUGCUCGAGGGCGUGAAUAAUUAUUUUUUGUGGGCAAUUGAGGUUUCAGGUCACUAACCAGGUCGUUAACAAACCCCAACCCCUUAAUCAAAAUUUAAUGGUCCAUGACUGUCUUUGUUGUGGUGAGAUUGUCUGGGAAUAUUAAUAAUAUGCAUAUUGUUAUUCGACGCGUACAGACAAGAAUUGCUUGUACGUUGAGAUCGAGAAUUAAAUAAUCGGACACCGUGCCACAUUUCAUGAGGAUCGCACCCAAAAUGGAGGAGCCUUAGGCUUUUUUCGAAGAGCGUCGACCCCGACCAGUUCCUGGUCCAAAAAUGUGCAAUUACGAUCGUGGCAGUAAUGUCUGAUGCAAAACGAACGCAAACACGUGAUUUUCAUAAUUUUUCUCUAGAUUUUGAAAUCGUUGAGGAUAACCAUGGAUUGACAGCUACACCUCGACACAAUUACCCCCAAAUACCCCCACCUACAUAUGUACCCCCUAAUAAUCAUCCACUUUCGCCAGCAUAUGUACCCCAAAUUCCCAACACAGCAUCUGUUGCACUGCAACAACAACCAUUACCCCCAAAUACCCCUUCAGGCCCACCUGAUUUUGUCAAAGCUCCCCCACUCUACUCAGAAAGAGCGCCAGCCCCAGUUCCUCCGCCCGAGUACACUCCUUACCCCGCCCGCCCACCACCACCAAGUGUUGUACCCUCAAGAGGUAAUGUGAGGCAAAUGUCAGCACCACGCUCGUCUGGAGAACCGAAGGACAAGAAAGAUUGUUUGGUGAUGUAAACCAGUUCAAAUGUUUUUGAUAUUUUUGCAGAUUAUACCUGUAAGCCCCGUUUACAAGAGCAAAUUUUAUUUGACAAAUUUAAUAUGACAAGUGCAUUUGAUCAAAAGCUAGAAUGCUAGCUUGUGUUUAAAUGCAUUUGUCACAAUAAAUUUGUCACCAAUGUAUCAUCUACACGAGCAAAAUAUCUUUGACAUAUGAAAUUUGUCAAAUAAAAUUUGCUCGUGUAAACAGGGCUUAGAUGAUUAGAUUUUUGUUAGCCUAGACCCAGGACCUUUACUCGGCAGACGACACUUGAUUCAUCAGGUUAAUUCACUUCAAUGACGUCACUAAGUGGGAUUUCUUACAUUUCUCGCUUCGCCCUUCCUCUGCCCCGCCCCCAAAUUGCCUAGGUUCCAGUCAUCUCGCAUGAAAAAGCGCUGAAGGUCCUAGGUGUAGGCAAUGUAGGCUGGAUUUGUGAGAUUAUAUUUGUGUCUCGUAUUAUAAUAGUCGAAGUUAAUUGGUGGGUUUCAGUCACGUGUUUUAUGCGGUGUUACACAUGGUGGUCGGCUUUCAUGUUUUCAGCAGGGCGCUUACAUACCCUGGUUUUCAGUCUUAUGACAACGUGGAAAUGAUGGGAAAUGUUGCCAGUACAAAAACAGUACAUGUAUUUGCUGCAACACAUCAAGUGAAUACGCAGUGUUUUUCGUCACUUUGUCUUUCAUUUUAAUUAUAGUUGAGUGAGUUGACCACGAUGUGUUCUACUGUCACACUUUAUGAAACCCAUCUAUGUUUUGUAUCUGUGUUCAGAAAUUAUAUUACAAUAAUGAAACAGUUAAAACUCGCACAAUAGAGCCACUGCAUGAAGAACCAUUCUUUGAAAUGAUGGUCAUGAAUUAUUAAUGAGUUUUUAAUGCAGUUACAAGCUGCUAUAUAACCAAUUUAAUACUGGGACAUAUCUAAAAUUAUCAAAACGGAUAAGUUUAAUCAAAUUUAUCUGUUAAGGUCCGUUCAAAGCAGUUCCAACGUCAUCCUACAAUACAUUGUUAGAUGCGACAUUGUUGGGUCUGUUUGGACUAAUGACGAGGCUAACCAUAGCAACAGCUCAUUCCAUGCAAAUUUUCAACGAUUCAAAUUUUCAAAGGUUUAUUAGCAUGACCAUGGCUAGCCUCGCCAUUCGUUUGGGCAUGAUGUUGACCUAUGUUUGGUAAUGUUGGUUUGCUAUCAGUGGCUUGGACUUGAUUCUAAAUAUUCAUCCAACAUCAUUUGAACGGGCCUUAUAUAUAAGAAAUACCUCAUUUUGUGCGGGUUUUGGUGGGAGGGGAAAUCAAGGAAAUCAGGAAAACAAGGAUACUUUCCAAGAAAUCAUGUAGAAAUUCUCGAUGAUCGUAACAGAAAAGGAUUACAGGUACACCUCCUUCAUUUCCAAUGUGGGCAUGAACCACUCAUCUCUGUGACUGAGGUGCCAUUCCUGUAAUAUGCAGUUGUCUCAUUAUGAAUAUUUAUAAUUCGUCACAUGUGAGAAGAGUGCUUCCAGUUCUACUCUUAUUUUAUUCGUUCUACUCUUAUUCGACCUCCGGCGAGAACAGUUUAGAAGUGAUAGAGCUAUGCAGUA
Molecule: messenger RNA, 8183 nt
Organism: Paramuricea clavata
Lineage: Eukaryota; Metazoa; Cnidaria; Anthozoa; Malacalcyonacea; Plexauridae
Source: the annotation of a GenBank genome assembly